Messenger RNA from Penicillium longicatenatum, 11961 nucleotides. Its product is annotated as Acyl transferase/acyl hydrolase/lysophospholipase. Gene Ontology annotation, biological process: fatty acid biosynthetic process; secondary metabolite biosynthetic process. NCBI's taxonomy places the organism in Eukaryota, Fungi, Ascomycota, Eurotiomycetes, Eurotiales, Aspergillaceae. Gene Ontology annotation, molecular function: 3-oxoacyl-[acyl-carrier-protein] synthase activity; phosphopantetheine binding; fatty acid synthase activity. The record is from RefSeq and is a predicted model, not a curated record. The transcript has 7 exons. The coding region runs from base 1 to 11961 and encodes 3986 amino acids.
AUGUCCAUGAACGGUCAAACAGGAGGGGAGCCCAUUGCGAUUGUGGGAAGUGCUUGUCGAUUCCCCGGUGAAGCUACUUCCCCAUCCAAGCUUUGGGAAUUACUCAAAGAUCCCCGAGAUGUCUUGACUGAAAUACCCAAAAUUCGAUUCAAUCCCGACGCCUUCUAUCAUCCAGAUAGCUCUCAUCAUGGAACAAGCAAUGUCCGACACUCAUAUGUCCUUUCGGAUGACCACCGGUUAUUCGACGCCCAGUUCUUUGGAACCAAACCUGUGGAAGCAAAUGCAAUUGAUCCUCAGCAACGUCUGCUAUUAGAGACAGUAUACGAGAGUCUUGAAGCAGGCGGGCUGCCAAUGGAGAAAUUGCAAGGCUCUGACACUGGUGUGUAUGUGGGUUUGAUGACGAAUGACUAUUCGGAUCUCAUAGGCAGAGAUAUUCAGAGCAUUCCUGCAUAUUUCGCGUCUGGAACAGCUCGAAGUAUCCUCUCCAACCGCAUCUCCUACUUCUUCAAUUGGCAUGGUCCAUCCAUGACCAUUGACACCGCUUGCUCUUCAAGUCUGGUUGCGAUGCACCAAGCAGUGCAAAGCUUGCGUGCCGGAGAGACAAGAAUGGCCGUGGCAGCUGGAACGAAUCUCCUCCUUGGCCCUGAGCAGUAUGUCGCUGAGAGUAAGUUGAAAAUGCUCUCCCCCACGGGACGAUCGCGCAUGUGGGACAAGGGUGCAGACGGAUACGCUCGAGGUGACGGUAUUGCGGCUGUCGUUCUUAAGCCACUCAGCCUUGCACUCGCCGACGGUGACAAUAUCGAGUGUAUAAUUCGCGAAACUGGAACCAAUCAAGAUGGGCGAACAAAGGGAAUCACGAUGCCCAACCCGCAUGCUCAGGCGGACUUGAUCAGGUCCACCUACUCCAGAGCGGGACUUGACAUAACCAAAGCUAGUGAUCGCCCUCAAUUUUUCGAGGCCCAUGGAACAGGAACCCCUGCUGGAGAUCCGGUCGAGGCAGAAGCCAUUAGCACAGCCUUUUUCGGACCUAAAGCAAAUUAUUCUCGAAAGUCUGAUGAAGAGCCGCCGCUUUUCGUGGGAUCUAUCAAAACUAUAAUUGGACACACGGAAGGCACGGCGGGGCUGGCGGCAGUAAUCAAAGCGUCACUGGCAUUGCAGCAUGGUGUCAUUCCUCCCAAUCUCCUUUUGAACGAGUUGAACCCGAAUGUGAAACCCUUCUAUAAUGAUCUUCAAAUCAUACAGAAGGCCCAGGAUUGGCCCCAACUCCCAGAUAAUGUAGUUCGCCGUGCCAGUGUGAACAGCUUUGGGUUUGGUGGUGCAAAUGCUCACGCGAUCCUGGAAUCCUUUGAAGAUUCAAAUGGCAGUGCGAGAGUAGACUCCACUUCUCCUCCAUUCACACCAUUCAACUUUUCCGCCUCGUCAGAAAAGUCACUUGCGACCACGCUGGGUAGAUAUUGCGCAUACCUAAAGGGUCAGCCAAAAGUGGAUUUGCGCGAUUUGUCAUGGACUCUGAACUGUCGUCGCUCUACGCUUCCAGUCCGAGUGACAAUUUCAGCGUCCGGUGUUCCAGAUCUCAUUGCCAAGUUGGACAGGGCUGCACAGUCACCCGAGGACUUUACGCCGGCUUCCAAAACAUCAAGCAUCAAACGUGCCAAGCUGCUAGGUGUAUUCACUGGCCAAGGUGCUCAAUGGGCCCGAAUGGGAGCAGAGUUGCUUGGGUCAACCCUGGGGGCCGCGUGUAUUGCCCGCCUUGAUUUUGCUCUUCAGAAUCUCCCACAAGAGCAUCGCCCUAAUUGGCUGCUCAAAGACGAGAUACUGAAAGAUGCUACGUCAUCUCGCAUAGGUCAGGCUAUGUUCUCGCAAACCCUUUGCACGGCGAUUCAGGUAAUGUUGGUUGACCUACUUCGUGCGGCUGGUAUUGUAUUCACUGCUGUAGUCGGCCAUUCAUCGGGAGAGAUCUCGGCUGCUUAUGCUGCUGGGUACCUCACUGCAGAAGAUGCAAUCAAAAUCGCCUACUAUCGUGGGUGGGCUUUGCAGUACUCCGGUGACACCAAUGGGGUCAAAGGAGCAAUGAUGGCGGCUGGGACGUCCAUUGAAGAUGCCCGGGAACUUUGCGAGAUGCCGACUUUGGAGGGGCGCAUCUGUGUCGCCGCGAGCAACUCCCCUGCCAGUGUCACGCUUUCUGGCGACAUGGAUGCCAUCGAGGAGGCAAAGGAGGUGCUUGAGGAUGAAAAGAAAUUUGCGCGGUUGCUCAAAGUUGAUAAAGCUUAUCACUCUCACCAUAUGAUACCGUGCGCCGCUCCGUAUAUUGAAGCCCUUCAAAAUUGCAAAAUCAGUAUCCAAAAUCGGUCGGAUGUUGGUACAACAUGGAUCUCCAGUGUCUAUGGGAAGAACAUCGAAGAUGUUACUGAUAGCCUGGUGGACACAUACUGGAGCAACAACAUGGUCAAUCCCGUUCUCUUCUCACAGGCUAUGAGCUAUGCAACAGCUGCACUCGGACCUUUUGAUAUGGCGGUCGAAGUUGGCCCUCACCCGGCACUUAAAGGUCCAGCUUUACAAACAAUUCAAGAGGUUUCUGGCAACGAGAUUCCCUAUACUGGAACAUGUAACCGGGGAAAGGAUAGCAGAGAGGCUUUAGCGUCUGCGCUCGGAGCACUGUGGAUAUCUCUCGGCGAAAAUGCUGUGGAUUUUGCGAAAUUUGACAACUCGACCCUUUCAGGUGGGUCAAGGCGGCUUGUGACAGGACUACCAACCUAUGCAUGGGAUCAUGAUAGAGUUUACUGGCAUGAAUCUCGCCUCUCCACAGAAUUUCGAGAGGGCGGCGAGAAGUUUCAUUCUCUGCUCGGAGUCCAAUGUGCAGAUGGCACACAGAAAGAGAUCCGGUGGCGAAACUACCUUCAUACUCGAGAAAUUCCGUGGCUCACCCACCACCAAGUACAGGGGCAGAUGGUGUUUCCAGCAGCAGGCUAUAUAUCUGCAGCUGUGGAGGUUUUGAAUGAACGUUACGGCAUUCCAUCAAUUAAGUUGAUUGAAUUGCAGGAUUUCAUCAUUGGCCAAGCCCUGGUGCUAGAAGAGAAUGCCGGGGUUGAGGUUAUAUAUGCUUUGAACAUUUCUGAUGAGCAGGAUGGCUCCGUGACGGCAGACUUCAACUGCUACUCCGAUGCAAACAGAGGAUCCUCAAACAUGUCGCUGCAUGCUUCUGCUAAGAUCAAGGUUACUCUCGGUAAUCCAAGCUAUACUGAUCUACCACUGGGCAGUGAAUCCCAGGAUUCAUUCUUGGAAGUUGAGACUGAUCGAUUUUACAACUUUGUUUCCGACCUUGGGUUCGGUUACACGGGUCCAUUUCACGCGCUUUCAAACCUGAAAAGGAAAAUGGAUCAUGCUACUGGGGACAUCGCGGUUCCAAUGGAAGGCAGCACAGGAGGGCAUUUGCUGGUUCAUCCUGGAUCGCUGGAUGGUGCGAUCCAGGCAAUUAUGCUAGCGUACUCCUUUCCUGGCGAUGGUCGUCUGCGCACUCUCUACCUCCCUACCAAGAUUGACAGCAUCCGGAUCAACCCGGCCCUUUGCUUGGAAUUGGCAGGUCCUGGUUCGAACCUUCAAUUUCACUCUUCGGUCGUGAGUGCUCGGUUCUCCGAGCUUUCUGGAGAUGUGGACCUAUACACAUCCGAUGGCCAAUACACAGUUGUGCAACUUCAAGGGCUCCACACAACUCCUCUCACUCCUUUGACAGCAGCUACUGAUGUUCCAAUGUUCACCGAGAUUCAGUGGGCCUCCGAAGAGGCGACAGCGUGUGAUAUUGAUUUCGACGUGGAAUUCACAAAUCAAGCAGAGCUGUUAGCAAUGGAGCGUGUUGCGCACUUCUAUUUGAAAAAUCUCCACCUAUCCAUUGAUGAGUCCGAAAAUGCAGCGGUCGAAACGCACCACAGUCAUCUUCUGUCAUAUUCCAGCCACUGUGUCUCAAUCGUGAAAUCUGACCAGCACCCCUGGGUCCCAUCGAAGUGCAGUGACGACACUGCGACCGACAUUGCGCGAUUGCUUUCCAGAUAUCCGGAGAGCAUUGAUAUGAAAAUCAUGAGGCGAGUUGGCGAGGCACUGCCUUUGAUUGUCCGUGGGGAAGUCAACUUACUUGAAAUUCUCAUGCAAGACAACAUGUUGAGCCAAUUCUAUUCUGAAUCAUCUGGAAUCCAAUUUUACCUGCAACACAUGUCCCGAAUCUGCGGUCAGAUCAGCAAUCGCUAUCCCCAUCUUAAUGUUCUGGAAAUCGGUGCCGGCGCUGGGGAGAAUACUGAAUGGGUGUUGCGAGGGAUUAACAAGGGCUUUGCUUCCUACACCUACACAGAUAUCUUGGAUGGUCAGUUCGAUGAGGCACAAGACAGGUUUCAAGAGCACCAGGCCAAGAUGGCAUUCAAAGUCCUGGACAUUGAAUCCGAUAUUACAGAACAAGGAUAUGCCCCAGAAUCAUAUGACCUGGUGAUUGCUUCACUUGCGCUCUAUGCGACAAGCAAUAUUGAGAAAACACUAUCCAAUGUCCGCCGUCUCAUCAAACCCGGCGGCUACUUGUUGCUUUUGGAGUUGACGAACCCAAAUGUGAUGAAAUUUGGUCUCAUCUUUGGUGGACUUCCAGCAUGGUGGAUGGGUCAUUCCGAGGGACGUACUUUGUCACCGUGUGUAUCCACCGAGGUAUGGGAUGAUUGCAUGAAAAAAGCUGGAUUCUCAGGCAGUGAUGUCUCUAUAAACUCGCCACCAGGUCUACCCGUUCCAUUUUCGGUAAUGUUGACUCAGGCUGUCGAUCAACGAUUGAGCUUUUUGCGCAACCCCUUAGCUCCCACUAAUGAGACACUGGGGAUCGAAUCAUUGACGAUCAUCGGCGGCCAAAGCUCUUUCACGACCUCAUUAGCCUUGGAUGUAAGGCACGCAAUUGGCAGUCAUUACAAGAAAAUCGUGUUUUACUCUUCAUUGGCGGAUAUUUCCUCGGCAGACCUUCGAGUCAUGGGCUCUGUGCUCUGCUUGUCUGAGUUAGAUGAGCCGGCUCUUCUUUCGAUGUCACGACAAAACUUGAAAGGUUUCAAAGUGCUUUUCGAGAAGAGCAAAAACAUCCUAUGGGUCGGUCACGGUGCACAAGGUGAUAACCCAUCUGCCAACAUGAUCGUUGGUGUUCAACGGACACUCCAGGUUGAAAUGCCUCAUCUAAGAGUGCAGUUCAUGAACCUUCACUCUCUAAAGGAUGCAAAUUCGGAUCUUAUAUCCAGAAAGAUCUUACAGCUUGAUGCUACGGACAUCUGGGAGCAGAAAGGCCACCUCCAAGAGAUUUUGUGGUACAGAGAACCGCAGAUCACUUUGCGCGAUGGGAGCUUUUUUAUCCCUCGAUUAAAACUGCACACCGAAAGAAAUGACCGGUAUAACUCCUCCAAACGGCUUGUUGUGAAGAGUGUGCAGCGAAAGUCCUCGGUUGUCGUGGUAGACAGAUCCGAUGGUUACUAUCAAGUCUUGGAAGGAAAAUACCCGUGCUCCGGGCCAUCGGACAGUCGCGUGCGAAUCCAGGUCACGGAAUCUCUGCUGCGCCCGCUCAUGAUCAAUGAAACAGAUCAUCUAUUUCUGGUUGCUGGAAAAGAGUGUGAAACAGGUGUUGAUGUAGUCGCACUUUCGGAAACUCUUUCUUCCUGCAUAGACAUCCCAACAUCUUGGCAGGUGCAAUGCAGGAGCUCAAAGAACGAACCUCGUCAGUCGAUGAUAAGUCUUUACUCACAUUUCAUUGUCCAGGCGCUCUUCCGAAAUAUCCUCCCUGGAAGUACCAUUGCUGUCCUGGAACCCGAUUUUUCACUGGCGGCGGUGCUUGAACAACAUGCAACGCGAAGAGGUAUCCGGCUGGUUCUUUUCACCACAGAGAACAGGUUCUGUUCGCAGCCCUGGGUCUUUAUCCACAAAAACUCUGCGCGACGUGAAAUAAAGGCAAUGACACCACCAAAUGUCGUCAGGUUGUUCAAUUUCGCUGGCGACCAUGACGUGCUGUCGCGCCUUCAGGAUAGCUUGCCAGAUGAGUGCCGACUGGAAACCGAGCGCACUUUGACAAUGCAAUAUUCCAAUUACUCCCCUAGCCCGACUGGAGAAGAUGAUGUCGGUUUCCAGCUACAGAAUUUGUGGUCUAAGGUUCAAAUUGACCAGGGCCCCGUCAAUCUGAACAGACUUCCAAAUCUCACCCUUGCAGGUCUUAUCGACAGCCAGCCAAGCUCGGGUAAACAGGCUCUCCUCACCUGGGAGGAUAAGAACCUGCCGCUUCAGGUGUUCCCCGCGACAUCUAUUGUCAAAUUCGACAAAAACAAAACAUAUUGGCUCGUUGGGCUCACAGGAGGACUUGGCCUUUCUCUAUGCCAGUGGAUGGCUAGCCAAGGUGCCCGGUAUAUUGCUUUGUCGAGUCGUAAUCCAAAGAUCGACCCAAAUUGGAUACUCCAAAUGGCUGGGAACGGAUGCACAGUCCGCGUUUUUGCCAAUGAUAUUACAAACCGUGAGUCUGUGAGGAGCACUUACGAUCAGAUUGUCAACUCAAUGCCACGAAUUGGCGGUGUUGCACAGGGCGCCAUGGUUCUCCAAGACACCAUGUUCCUAGAUCUCGACCUUCCUCGGCUUGAGAAAGUUCUGCAGCCCAAGAUUCAAGGUAGUAUUUUGCUCGAUGAGCUCUUUUCUGAGGACACUCUAGAUUUCAUGGUAUUUUUCUCGUCUAUGGCUUCGAUCACGGGAAACCCUGGACAAGUCGCAUACAAUGCUGCAAACAUGUUCAUGGCUAGCUUAGCCGCACAGCGUCGGAGUCGUGGAUUAGCCGGGUACGCCAUCAACAUCGGAGCCAUUGUCGGCAAUGGCUAUGUCACACGAGAGCUGAACAUGGACCAACAAUCAUAUCUAUACCGAGUCGGUCAUACCUGGAUGUCGGAGCAAGACUUCCGGGAGGUAUUUGCAGAAGGAGUUCUUUCCUGCAUUGAAAGAACGGGCAGCUCAGAGCUGUGUAGUUCAUUGAGGAUUGACGAGGACGAGUCCAAAAACUGGGUCGCAAAUCCCAUUUUCCAGCAUUUGGUAAUAAAAUCCAACUCGUUUGCUGCGACGGGCAAGAAAAACAAAUCGGGAGUUAUUGUUAGACUGCAACUGCUCGACGCCACCUCCAAGGAAGAGGUUUUGGAGAUUCUACAAGACGUUUUCACAAUCAAACUGCGAUCUGCCCUUCAGACCGACCCGGACAAAGCGAUUCUGGACUUGAGUCCGGAUGAAUUGGGUGUCGAUUCACUUGUCGCUGUAGAACUUCGAUCUUGGUUCAUCAAGGAGAUUGCCGUUGAUAUGCCAGUGCUGAAGAUUUUCAAUGCAGCAUCAAUUCGAGAUCUCUUAGAGUCGGCGGCCAAUCUUCUGCAAGAUACGCUGAUUCCUAACGUGAAGAAGGAUGAGGAAGCUGUCUCGAAAGCUCCUGUAACUAUGCCUCCUCGUUCACCCCAGAUAGGCUCCCUGGAACCUGAGUCUGCACAGGAUACGCCGACCUCAGAGUCUAGUGAUGAUAUCAAGGCCUUCCACUUGGAGUAUUCUCCAUCACAUGAUAUUGGCAGUGCAAGUUCGGUGACAUCUGCCCGAGCCGGUGAUUCGAGCUCGGAGCAGAAUGAUGAGGCAUCUUCAUCUGCAAGCUCUGUUGAGGAUGUCACAGAUGUUGAUCUUGAUCAAAAACGACAAAUUCAACGAACCCUUCCCAUGUCGCACGGACAGUCACGAUUCUACUUUCUAAAAUCAUUCGUUGAGGAUCAGACUGCAUUCAAUGUCACUCUAGCCUUUGAGCUAACGGGACACUUGCGGAUUGAAGACUUGGCCCGAGCAGUUGAAACAGUGGGCCAGCAUCAUGAAGCAUUGAGAACAUUUUUCUUCCUGAGUCAGGACAAGCAAGGAAUGCAGGGCGUUUGGACCAAGUCCUCGCUGCGACUAGAGCGCAGCUUGAUCAGUGACGAGAAAGAGGUUGAGACUUCUAAAGAUCAGAUGAAAUCUCAUGUCUUCAAUAUUGAAGAUGGCGAAACCUUCCGCAUACAGCUACUUUCCCUGCGAGGCGAUAAACACUGGCUAAUUUGUGGCUUCCAUCACAUCAACAUGGACGGCAUCAGUUUCGAGAUAUUCUGGUCGGACAUCGAGAAGGCAUACAGAGGACUGUCUCUGUCGUACGAUAUGCUUCAAUACCCCGACUUCACUUUGAGGCAGUUGCGUGAUCAUGAAAGUGGUGCCUGGGAAAAGAGCCUCCAGUACUGGAGAGCGGAAUUCACGGAUAUGCCCCCGGUCGCGCCUCUACUUCCAUUCUCUCGUGUGCCCGCUAGGCCCACUGUUACGGACAUCGGAACGCACAAUGUUUCCAUGCGUCUAGAAAAGGAGCUUUCAGAUGGAAUCAAAAACUGCGCAGGCAUCUUCAAAGUUACUCCGUAUCAUUUCCAUCUUGCAGUUUGGCAAACUCUUCUGUUGCGACUCUUCGAUGUGGAGAACAUAUGUAUCGGCCUUGGAGAUGGUAAUCGCACGGAUCCAGAUGUUAUGCAGAGCAUUGGGUUGUUCCUCAAUCUUGUUCCAAUCCGGUUCCAUCGCAAGCCUUCUCAAUCGUUCGGAGAGGCGUUAAAAGAUACAAAGUCCAUUUCUCAACAGGCGUUCUCACAUGCUCAUAUCCCAUUGAACGUCAUUCUCUCUGAUUUGAGUGUCCCUAGAUCUACAUCCCACGGUCCGCUGUUCCAAGUGUCUUUCAAUUAUCGUCCUGGGAUUGCAGAAUCUCGCAAGUUUUGCGGGUGUGUUGCCAGUGGGUCUUUAUUGACGACUGGCGGUAUCUCCUACGAUCUUCAUCUUGACGUUUUAGAUAACGGUGAUGAAGGGACAUCGAUUCACUUGCUGGUUCAAAAAGAUCUAUAUGAGAUGCAACAUGCGGAAAUCCUUCUUCGCAGUUAUCACAGCCUCCUACAAGCAUUCAUUCAGAAUCCUGCCACGAGGGUUUUCUGGCCACCAUUGUUUUCAAAGGACGAUAUUGAGAGGGGUUUGACUGUCGGUCGAGGAUGUGAAAUGGAGAGCCAAUGGCCCGAGACCUUAAUUCAUCGAAUCAACGAUGUUUCGGCAUCACACCCUAACCGAGUCGCUCUGAGAGAACCAGGAGGGGCUAAGCUCACAUACUCGCAGUUUUCUAGUCGAGUGUCCAGUAUUGCAACUGCAUUGGUUCAAAGAGGCGUAGGUCCUGGAGAUGCUGUCGGGGUUUUCCAAUCUCCGGCUGCGAAUUGGAUUUGCUCAAUGAUGGCAAUUUGGCAUGUCGGUGGAACAUACGUGCCUCUGGACAAGAAGUCUGGAAUACAUCGAUUAUCAACUAUAGUCUCCGAGACUGCGCCUUGUGUGAUCCUGACUGAUGCAACCACUGCACAAGAUAUCGACCAACUGCACGCCUCAACACAAUCGCUUGACGUGUCUUGUAUCGAGAAAACCUCCGAUAUCCCCGCGUCAAACAUGGCAAAGGCCACACAGCUAGCCGUUGUUAUGUAUACAAGCGGUUCGACUGGCGUACCCAAAGGCAUUAUGAUCAACCACUCGGCAUUUUCGAAUCAAAUUCACGUUGUCAGCAAGUCUUGGGGUAUUCGGGAAGCAAAGGAGACGGUAUUGCACCAAUCAUCCUGUGCCUGGGAUAUGUCCCUUCUUCAAAUUCUACUCUCACUCAGCAAUGCAGGAACAUUGGUCAUUGCUGACGCUAAAGAUCGGGUUAGUCCUGCAGCACUUGCGAGUCUCAUUCAAUCUGAGAAUGUGACCGUCACAGCCGCAACGCCUACAGAGUAUUUCUCUUGGCUUCGUCAUGGAGGCUCGCAGUUAAAAGACAGUCUUUGGAGUCUUGCAAUUUGUGGUGGUGAAGUUCUUUCCGACGGAUUGAUGCGCGAGUUUCAAUGUCUUGCGAAGCCAGAAUUGAGACUUAUCAAUAUCUAUGGUCCAGCCGAGGCAACAAUAGUCUGCAGCUCGGUGGAAAUCCCAUACAUGGACUUUGAUGUCAGGAGCGAAAAGAACUCUCUGCCUCUUUAUACCUUGCCCAACAACUCGGUCUACAUUGUCGACGAAAAGUUGAAUCCGGUUCCUAUUGGCAUACCUGGUGAGUUGGUGAUCGGAGGAGCCGGUGUUGCUUUGGGCUAUCUCGAUGCAGACAAAAACAAGGAGCAAUUCAUGUUGGACCAUCACUCUAGUGCCUCUUUCCAAAGCCAAGGAUGGGUCAACAUUCAUCGAUCUGGUGACCGGGCUCGACUGACAGACGAUGGGGGUCUUGUUCUCAUGGGUCGUAUCAAUGGUGACAAUCAAAUCAAACUGAACGGAAUACGCAUCAACGUCGAGGAAAUCGAGGCCACAAUCCUGAGGGCUUCCAAGGGCAAAGUUCUGCAGGUGAUCGUCUCCCCUCGAACCUCCACUGAGGAUCCCAGUCGAAACUUUAUGGUUGCAUUUGUUGUUUUGGAUGAUUUCGAGACAACCGAAGUCCAAGCAAGAUUUUUAGAUCAGCUUGUUCAAGACCUCCCGCUUCCACGAUACAUGCUUCCAGCUGCGAUAAUUCCAAUCGACACUCUGCCUCAGAACACGUCCGGAAAGGUGGACCGGUCGAUCGUCAACAGCAUGGUCAUUCCAAAUAACCCGUGCCAGGAAACCAAGAAUGACAGCCUUUUACCUUUGGAGGCUUCUCUCCGUCAGCUUUGGCAAGAAACGAUCCCUCAAGAUCUCAUCUCUCAUCACUCAAUCCAAUCACAAUCGGAGUAUUUCCAUUGUGGUGGAAGCUCUCUCUCCCUCAUUAACUUGCAAUCUUUGAUCAAGGAACGGCUCGACGUAUCAGUGUCUCUACAUCAGCUGUUUGAAGCGAGUUCCCUGCAAGACAUGGCCUCUCUGGUAGGAAAACGAUCAUCUGCCAAUAUUGCAACACCUGUCGAUUGGGAAAAAGAAAUCAACGGCUUGCUGUUAUCUUCUCAAGACACCCUUCCUGCCAUUACCAACCAAAAGGCGCCUUCCGGGACCAGCGUGGUGGUUCUCACAGGAGCAACUGGAUUCGUCGGGAAGGAGAUUCUGCGUAAUUUGUUGGAUGAUGAAAGGAUUCAAGCCGUACACUGCCUUGCUGUCCGCCGCUCACCCAACGAACUACCCGACAUUUUUGCGCAUCCAAAGGUCCAUGUGCACGAAGGAAAUCUUGGGGCAUCAAAGCUGGGACUAUCGGAAUUUGAAGCAGUCUCAAUAUUCAGUCACGCCGAUAUCAUUAUCCACAAUGGGGCUGAUGUUUCUUUCAUGAAGACCUACCAAUCUCUCAAAUUGACAAAUGUGGCGUCUACGAAGGAGCUUGUGAAGCUUGCUUUGCCACGUCGCAUUCCUUUCCAUUUCGUAUCGUCUGCGACUGCUACCAGACUUUCAUCCCUACCCAGCUUUGGAGAAUCGUCUCUCGCUGCAUACAGUCCUCCCAACCUUCCAGAUGAUGGCUAUAUGGCAGCCAAGUGGGUAUGUGAGGUAUACUUGGAGCGGGCUAGUGAACAAUUCGGUCUUCCAGUCUGGAUUCACCGCCCAUCCAGCGUUUCAGGGGCGAAUGCGCCGGAGCUCGAUAUGAUGAGCAACAUCAUGCGAUAUUCCCAAGAGACGAAGAAGAUCCCAGACACCAAGUCGUGGCCUGGGGGCUUUGAUUUGAUCUCAGUGGAUUUGGUGGCGGAACAGAUUGUGGAAGCUGUGCAUGAGUCUGGCUUGUCUGCAGGAAACGAAGGUGUCCGAUUCCGUUUUGAAUCUGGGGAACUUGUGUUUGAACAGGGGAAAUUUCAAGAGGCAAUGGAGACUAGAACAGGGGAACAAUUCGAAGUGGUAUCUAUUCCGGAAUGGGUGGAUCUUGCUGAGAAGGCAGGGAUGAGCACGUUACUUGGAAUGUACUUACGGAAGGCUUCAAAUGGGCAGGUUUUGCUCCCCAGAUUGGUUAAGGGAGAGAGGUAA